AUGAUUCCUUCUAAUGCCGAUAAAGAAAAGGCUACAAUGAGAUAUUGCCAAAUGACAUACACUGUAUGUUUAAUUUCGAGCCAAGUAUUUCGAUUUAAUCCUUAUGAUAAAAAUGUAAAGAAUUCGAAUUGUUCCUUGACUAUUAGCCUUAAAAAAAGGAAAUGUGUGAUUAAUUCAUAUUUGUACUUGAUCAAGGGAUCAAGUUAUUUCAUUCAAAUUCAGAACUUUUUAAAUAUUACACAAUUUUCAAUGCUAAAUAAUAAUAGAAAUGGUUUUAUUAUCUAUAUCUUGGAUAAGCAAGCAGGAUUACUAAAAAUUGAGUGGAAUAAGUUGAAUCGCACAAAAAAAUGGUUUGAUACUAUUUAAAAUGGCGUAGCUUUGGGUAUCCAUGAUGAGCACUUUAUAUAUGUGGUAUAAAAAAGACAAUUUAAAUAUAUUAUUGCUCAAUAUUAAAUCAUCAACUCUUAGAUCUAAAUUAUUGGAAAUUUGAAAGCAAGAAAAUCAUUUAGAAAAUAAUAGUAUCCUAAAAUUAUACUUUAUAUUCUUUAUGAGGAUAAAAUAUUUAGGAUCUUAAGAUUUGGAAUCAAAGAAGUAUCUAUUUUUGGUAAUAGAAUUACAGGAAUAAUUACAUUCGAUAUAUUUUAAUAUACAUUUGAACUGAUACCUGAUUAUGUGUAAUAUUUUUAUCAUUUAAAUGAAAAGAUUGCUUAUAAAUUGCAAUACUCAUUAAUUUAUAAUGAAAUCAAUAUAACCAUUUAAAAGAAAAUUGUCAAAUUUUCAGUUGAAUUAUAUACCAAUAAAUAUAGCCCUAUGAGAGUAGUCAUAGGUUUUUUUGUAAGUGGAAUCUUAAUAACUUUGAGCUUAUUAUAUACAAUCAUAACUCUAAAGUAAAAAAAUCUUUUAAUUUACAUGAUGGAGAAUAAUCUUAAGAGAUGUAAAGGAAAAUAGGGGUCACUUUUUAAAAGUUUGGAAUGUGCAAGAAGUCCGAAAAUAUAACACUCAAAACUUUAAAGUUUAGACCAAACAUCGAAUUUUGAUUUAAAGAGGUUGAGAAAUUGA
Paramecium tetraurelia is the source of this 1059-nucleotide messenger RNA. RefSeq lists its product as uncharacterized. The transcript is spliced from 3 exons. The record is from RefSeq and is a predicted model, not a curated record. NCBI's taxonomy places the organism in Eukaryota, Ciliophora, Oligohymenophorea, Peniculida, Parameciidae.